AUGCUGGAUUCAGACCUACGCGCGCUUGCUCGGUACAGUCCCGGAAGCAGCGCAGUUCUGUAGGCUUCGGUCACCCUCCAUCUUGUGGAUACCGCAGCUACUGAAAAAAAAAACCCACACAUAAAAGGGUGACAGGUUUCCGUUUGGCGGGACUGGUGAGUGAGUAAACGAAAACAUGAGCACGCUGAACGUGAAAAAGCUCAAAGUAAACGAGCUGAAAGAGGAGUUGCAGCGUCGUGGCCUGGACACUCGGGGUCUGAAGGCGGAUUUAGCGGACAGGCUGCAGGCGGCGCUGGACGCCGAGGCUGCCGGAGCAGCAGCAGAAGAAGGAGGAGAAGGAGAGCAGGAAGCCCGAGAGGAGGAGGAGGAGGAGGCGGCGGCAGGGGAGUGCGGAGAAUUCGAUGACGAAGUGUCGGGCAACGGCGGAAGUGACGGCUGUCAGAACCAGGAACAGGAGGCAAACAGCGAGGAAGACAGUACCGAGAACGGUGAUGCUGGUUUCGGGUCUGCCGACUUCGCGUCGGACGACUCGGACCCACCGAAGCAAGACUUCGGGAAGCAGAUCCAACUAGGAAACGACGAGGAUCAGGAAGCCGGUUGGAGCGAUGGUGAGCCAGCGAAGAGCCAGGGCUCUCAGGAUCCUGAGCUGAAGCAGGAGGAUGAGGAUCCGGUCGCGCCACAGGAGCAGUUUGAGGAAGCGCAGGAGCAGUUUGAGGAAGCGCAGGAGCAGCCAGAAACAGAACAGUCUCAGCAGCAGGCGAUCAGUGUAAAAGUGGAGUCAAAGAAGGAGGACGACGCACCGCAGCAGGAAGAGGCAGCAAAUGAACUGACGACCGUGGAAGGUGACCAAGCAGUUCAGGUUAAAACGGAAGACGACCAGCAGACGUCACAGAGCCGCAAACGACCGUACGACGACGGCCGUGGAUACGGAUACUACGAACAUCGGGAAGACAGGAGGGGGCGGUCGCCUCAGCCUCCAGCCGAGGAAGAGGAGGAAGACUUUGAUGAAAACCUUGUCGCUAUCGACACCUAUAACUGCGACCUGCAUUUCAAGGUGGCUCGAGACCGGUACAGUGGCUACCCACUUACCAUUGAAGGGUUUGCAUACUUGUGGGCAGGUGCCCGAGCUACAUACGGUGUUUCCAAAGGACGUAUAUGCUUUGAAAUGAAGAUCAAUGAGGAGAUCGCUGUAAAGCACCUCCCCACCAGUGAGCCUGAUCCCCAUGUGGUGAGAAUCGGGUGGUCUUUGGACUCCUGUAGCACCCAGCUUGGAGAGGAACCCUUCUCCUAUGGCUAUGGUGGAACUGGCAAGAAAUCCUCUAACUGUAAAUUUGAGGACUAUGGAGAGAGGUUUGGUGAAAAUGAUGUCAUUGGCUGCUACCUUGACUUUGAGAGCGGCGAGCAAGUGGAGAUGGCAUUCUCCAAAAACGGCAAGUGGCUCGGGCCGUGCUACCACAUCCCUCGCGAGCAGCUGGCCGAGCGUCCUCUCUUCCCGCACAUCCUGGUGAAGAACUGCGCUGUCGAGUUCAACUUCGGACAGAAGGAAGAGCCGUAUUUCCCCCUGCCGGAGGGCUACACGUUUAUUCAGGAAUUGGCACUGCAUGACCGAAGCAGAGGAACAGUUGGGCCAUCUACCAAAGCAGAGUGCGAGAUCCUAAUGAUGGUAGGACUACCUGGCAGUGGAAAGACCACGUGGGCCAUUAAGCACUCCAAGGAGAAUCCUGAGAAGAAGUUUAAUAUACUGGGUACCAAUGCCAUAAUGGAAAAGAUGAAGGUGAUGGGACUCCGUCGCCAGAGGAACUACGCUGGACGCUGGGACCUUCUCAUCUCGCAGGCCACGCAGUGCCUCAACCGCCUCAUCCAGAUCGCCGCUCGCAAGAAACGGAACUACAUCCUGGACCAGACAAAUGUAUAUGGAUCAGCCCAGAGACGAAAAAUGCGUCCUUUUGAAGGGUUUCGACGCAAGGCUAUUGUAAUUUGUCCCACGGAUGAGGAUUUAAAAGAGCGAACAUUAAAGCGAACUGAUGAGGAAGGGAAGGAUGUACCCGAUCAUGCUGUGUUAGAAAUGAAAGCCAACUUCGUGCUGCCUGAUGCCGGCGAGUUCCUGGACGAGGUGAUCUACAUCGAGGUGCAGCGCGAGGAGGCCGACACGCUCAUCAAGCAGUACAACGAGGAGGGCCGAAAGGCAGGCCCGCCACCCGACAAGCGCUUCGAUAGUCGUCCCGGAGGCUUCCGCGGCCGUGGGUUCCAGCGCUACGAGCACCAGGGCGCUCCACAGGGAACACGAGGCUCAUACCAGAACCGCGGCAGCGCUGGAGGAGCUGGCUACCGUGGCGCUUACAACCGUGGAGGGUACACCCCGAACCGCUGGGGGAACAACUACAGAGAUUCAGGAGGCCGGGGAAGCUACAACCGCACCCCGCAAUCAGGAGGCAGCUACAACCACAACCGCCAGAGCUCCUACAAUAAAGGAGGCAGCGGAGCCAGCAGUAGCUACACUCAGUCCCAGCCUCAGAACUACAGUCAAGGUUACAACCAAGGCAGCUACAGCCAGGGAUACAACUAUGGAAACUACAGCCAGUACCCAAGUUACAGCCAGGGCUAUAACCAGACGCCUGCAGCCACGGGCCAGACGUACAAUCAGCAGCAGCAGCAGCAGCAACAGCAGCAGCAGAACUAUAACCAGCAGUACCAGCAGUACGCUCAGCAGUGGCAGCAGUAUUACCAGAACCAGAGCCAAUGGAACCAGUACUACAACCAGUAUGGAAAUUAUGGCAACUACCAGCAGGGCCAGGGCUCGCAGCAGCAGUAGCCGUAUCCCCCUGUGGCUCUUCCAUAUCAUUCCAUCAGCUCUAUUCUUCAGCCGUUUUUUUUUUUCUUUAAAAAAAAAAAAAAAAAUUAGCCUCUUUCAACUUCAUCCAGUUUCCCUUUUCUCUCAGACCACUCCCCUCGCCCGAAAAGUUUGCUUUUGCUCUCUAACUGCCUCAGUUUUAAAAUUGACCGAAUUUAUUUUGAGCCCCAUUACUAUUGCGUUUUAAUUUCGGAGGCGCUAGUCCGCUUUUGCUUUUGAGGUAUUUCCUAACACGCAUUGACACAUCGAUAAGUAGCAACAUUUAAAGUAGUUUGUUUCAGAUCCUGCACGCGCAGAUUCAUGCUCGGAUGCUUCGUAGUGGGGACGCAUAUAGGUUUGAAUAAUUUUUGAGUUUUGUAUGUCAAAUUUGAAUCGAAAAAUAAAACGCAUUUCGAGUAACCCUGUUUCGAAAUGUUUAACUACAUGUAUGGGUUUCAGAAUGCAAUUGUAUCUAAUACAGGCGAAAAUGGAAAGAUCCUAAAUUUUUCAUAACUUAUAAUGAAUCAUAAAAAGUGAUGGAUACAUGGAUAAUAUUUUAUACCAUUCUUACACGUCUUACUAGUUUCAUGUUUUUUCUCCUUGUAUCUACAAUUUAGUGAGCACUAUGUGGUUGUAAGUUUUUAUACCUUGUACCUUGUUUGUAAAACUAUUGGCAUGUUGUUGUUUUUUUUUUUUUUUUGUUUUUUGUUUUUUUGUCCGAUCAAAGCUCAUUUUUUUGUAUUUGAGAAUAUAAUAUGAAACGAGAAAAAAAAACA
Molecule: messenger RNA, 3606 nt
Organism: Ictalurus punctatus (channel catfish)
Lineage: Eukaryota; Metazoa; Chordata; Actinopteri; Siluriformes; Ictaluridae
Gene: hnrnpul1l
Product: heterogeneous nuclear ribonucleoprotein U-like 1 like
Exons: 16
Coding region: 176-2812 (878 amino acids)
Molecular function (GO): protein binding
Source: RefSeq, a predicted model, not a curated record